Molecule: messenger RNA, 2217 nt
Organism: Carassius gibelio (silver crucian carp)
Lineage: Eukaryota; Metazoa; Chordata; Actinopteri; Cypriniformes; Cyprinidae
Product: glycerophosphocholine cholinephosphodiesterase ENPP6-like
Exons: 10
Coding region: 124-1665 (513 amino acids)
Source: RefSeq, a predicted model, not a curated record
GAUACGAUCACUGUAGCAAACAAAUUUCUGAACAUUAUUGCAAAAUGAUGAUGCAUUGGGACAGAGUUCUAGCUCUAUCUACUGAAUCCAUCUCUGCAGAGUUCAGUGUCACUAAUCAUCUGAAUGAACUGCAGCAGAGGGGAGACCGGCUCUAUUUUUUGCCCCCACAUUUUUUUUUCUAGAAUGCUGUCUAUCUGUCCCUGCAGUGGAAGUGUCCGCACACGCCCAUUGAGACGGAGAGUUUUUCAUGAAUCAGCUCUCCAUCAGUCAGUUCAGUUCAGUUCUGCUCCUCAGAAGCGGAGCAUCAUGACUCGAGCUGCACUCAACAUCCUCACCGUUAUCAUUCUCCUUCUGCCCCGAUGCUGCGACGCAAACCGCAAACUCCUGGUGUUUCUGAUCGAUGGCUUCCGUUAUGAUUACAUGGACGAUUUACAAAACUUGGCUGGAUUUAGAGAAAUCGUGGAAAACGGUGUUAAAGUGGAUUACCUGACUCCAGAUUUCCCUAGUCUGUCCUAUCCCAACUACUACUCUCUAAUGACAGCAAACGAUUUCCCUAGUCUGUCCUAUCCCAACUACUACUCUCUAAUGACAGGACGCUACUGCGAGGUGCACCAGAUGACUGGAAAUUACAUGUGGGAUAAAGACACCAUGAAAGAGUUCCUGAUUGGAACGAAUCCGGACAGCCGUCUGCCCAUGUGGUGGGACGGAUCCGAGCCGCUGUGGGUCACCAUGCAGAAACUAGGGAAGAGAGUCUACAUGUACUACUGGCCAGGUUGUGAAGUGACGAUUCGUGGAGUCCGACCUACAUUCUGUGAGGAAUAUGUGUACAACCCUUCAGAGAAGAACCUGAUCGACUCCAUGGAGAGUGCUCUGAAUAUGUUGAAAAGCGAUAAAGCAGACAUGGCUGGGAUUUAUUACGAGAAGAUUGAUGUGGAAGGACAUCACUUUGGGCCACAUUCUCCGGAAAUACAGCGUGCCAUUCGCUCACUGGACCAGGCUUUCCAGACCCUCAACCAGAAAAUCAAGGAGAAGAACAUGAGAGAUAUAAACGUGGUCCUGUUCUCUGAUCAUGGCAUGACAGAGCUCCAGUGGAUGGAGAAAGUCAUUGAACUGGACAGCUACAUUGACAUGACGCACAUCAUUAAAAUGAUGGACAGGGGGCCAGUGGUCAGUCUGUGGCCCAAACAGGACAAGUUUGAAGAGAUCUAUCAAAACCUGAGCACAGUGGACAACAUGAAUGUUUAUAAGAAACAAGAGAUCCCAGACCGCUUCCACUACAAGAACGGGAGGUUCGUCUCAACGCUGACGCUCAUUGCAGAGCCUGGAUGGUUUAUCACAGAGAAUAAAGCCAAGCUGCCCUUCUGGAAAAACGGCACAGAGGAGGCGGAGGGCUGGCAACACGGAUGGCACGGUUAUGAUAAUGAGUUUAUGGACAUGAGGGGGUUCUUUUUGGCACAGGGACCAGACUUCAAGACGAACUUCCGCGCUGGUCCCAUCCGAACAGUGGAUGUGUAUAAUGUUUUGUGCAAGACGCUGGGGAUCGAGCCCCUGCCCAACAACGGCUCGUGGUCUCGUGUGGAGUGUAUGAUGAGGAGCUCGGCUGGCGCUGUACGAGCCGCUCUGAUCUACAGCUUUCUGCUGCCGCUGAUGCUGCUGCCGCUCUAGAGGACUCCCCCAAUGCUUUCACUGUGGGAGCGCACAGAUCAAACACAUAUUUUAUGCCUUUGGGUGUGCCAUGAUGUCGGAUAAGUGCCAAGAAAAACAUUUUUAGGCUAUAAGCUUUUUGCUGCACUUCCUCUAUUUUUGAGUUGUAAAUAUCAUUCAUUGAUGAUGAAGUAGAAGAAAUGAUGUUGGUGUUAGAUGAACCAAUUUGCACUUUCUCCCUGAAAGAUUUAUAUUUUAGUUUUUUUAGCAUUUUGUUAGUGGUCUCCAUCUGUUUUCUGUUGUUUUGUGAGUGGUCUAUUUGCAUCUACUCACACAGAGCAGUUUUUGGAAUAAUGUAAAUUUACUUGACUAGUUGGCUAGUAUCACAUCUCUGUCAAGAUAUAUACUGUUUUAAAUGCAAGGCAUUAUUUUAUUCUAUUGUUAUUACUUGUUUAAUUUCUACUGUAGAUUAUAUAACUAUAGAUUCUCCAUCUCUUUAGUACAUGGUUUGCACUAAUUUAUUUCUAAAUAAAUAAAAAAAUGUAUUUCCUCAAUAAAAGUAAGGUUAUUUCU